This is a messenger RNA of Sporisorium graminicola, 2763 nucleotides long. RefSeq lists its product as uncharacterized. Gene Ontology annotation, cellular component: nucleus; U2-type post-mRNA release spliceosomal complex. The record is from RefSeq and is a predicted model, not a curated record. The transcript has a single exon. Bases 1 to 2763 code for a protein of 920 amino acids. Gene Ontology annotation, molecular function: DNA binding. Lineage: Eukaryota; Fungi; Basidiomycota; Ustilaginomycetes; Ustilaginales; Ustilaginaceae. Gene Ontology annotation, biological process: spliceosomal complex disassembly; mRNA splicing, via spliceosome.
AUGAGCAAUGGCACCAGCUUCGUCAAGAGAAGUAAACCGAGAAGCUCGGUUUCGAGGAUAAGUUCGACCUAUGACGAUGAUGAAGAUGCUGGAGCUGGACCAUCGAGUAGCUCCUUCAGGCCGACACCCACGCAAAAGGGCGCUUCCAGCUCAGCGGCUAUCCGAAAGGAACCUAGCAUUGCAACACCCCGCCGCUCAUCUAUAGCGCCAGACGAUGUCGAAGACGAAGACGAUGCGACCACGUCAAGCGUCAUCUUUCGAGUACGAGCCAAGGGAGGAAGUGGAGCCUCGAACUCUUCCUCGCCAGCAGUCACCAGUCGAACCCACGCGGAACGGUCAUCAGCAUCCGCUUCUAAGCAGCGAAAAACAUCCAGUGCGAUGGACGAGCAUGUUGCUGGAGAUGACGAAGAUACAUUCGAGAUUCGCCGGUCCACACCUAGCGUUGCUGGCAAACAGGCCAGAAAGGCGACGCUCGGGAUUCCUUUGUCUGCAACCGGAUCAAGUACACCAAAACGAUCGACACCGCUUAGACCGACCUCUUUCUUAGAGAGACCCUUGGACGCGGCAGAGACGUCCUCUAGCACCCCGUUAAGCUCAUACACAUCCAAAUACAUCGAGGAGUUGCGUUCAUCCACUCCCACGGCACGUUCACGAGCACACAGUCCUGCGGCACUACAACAACCCACGGGACCGGGUACGCGCAUCGACGACCCUAUGGUCACGCAACGUUCGCACACCGCGCUCGAAGGCCCUCCUGACAGUACUCUGGCACGAACCAAGUUCGCUGCCGACUUCGCGCACGCCGGCAUCCCGAGCGAAAGCGUCAUCCGCGCAGCCAAAGAGAAGCGCGCCAAGCUCCGCGCUGCUACCUCUGCUACCGCUACUUCUACCUCAGACGACUUCAUCUCGCUUGAACCCUUCUCCACGUCCUCCGCGGUGGAGCGCUUCGAUGCGAUGGAGGUCGACGACGGUCCGCAUCCACAUUCCCGCCUGCAAAGGGAAGAAGACGAGCUGGGCGAUGGCGAGGACGAAUUUGCCGACUUCACCGGUGCCACUGAACGCAUCCCGAUCGGCGAAAAGGCGGAACAGGAAUGGAAGGAUCGGCAGCGGAGGGAAAUGGAGGCGGCCGUACGAGGCGAUUUCGACCAGGAUGCAGUGGUGCAAGACGAGAUGGACGAGGACGAGGAGGAGUGGGAGCAAGCACAACUGCGGCGUACCCAGACACAUCCUCGUCCAUCCUCCUCGCAUCCUCCGUCGAGAGAGGCGUCGCCUUUCCGACCGGCGCCAAUCCCAGCUUCCGCACCGCUGCCGUCCGUCGGCACAUGCUCGACGCGGCUUGAACUAACACUGCGCGCGCUCAAACAGAGUACAGCUGCCUCCACCGCAGUUCUGACGUCUACAGCCAAAGAGCUGGAAACGCUGGAUGCUGCGGAAAGGGAGAACAAGAUGGAUGUGGCGGCGGUCGAGGACAAAGCGAGCUGGUUCAACGAGCUCGACGAAUUUGUUGCCAGCUUGGCGCGGUUUAUGGAGGAGAAGAUGACUAAGGUCGAAGAGGUUGAAAAGCAGGCUCUGGAUCUGUUGGUCAAGCGGAACAGUAUGCUGGGCAAGAGGAGCCGAAGGUGGAUAGAUGGGAGGUUAAAUGCCUGCCUGGGCAUUCGGCCGACGCCCAGUGCUGUGCUUGAUUUUGGCGAAGAGGACGCGGAACAAGAGAUGAUUGUUGCUGAGGACAAUGCUGAGGCGCAACUCGUCGACGUGUUGCAAUUCGACGAUCUCGAAGCGGCCGACGAGCUGUCGUUCAGCCUCGCCCAGGAAGAAAUUGUCCAAAGGCUCGCAGCGAUCUUUGCCGACGUCCAAGCGCCAGAGUAUCUCAAUCCUGCUGCCACCACUACCACAAGCAACGAUGCAGGACUCGCAUUCCUCUCUACCACGAGUGGUCACCUUGCAGACGGCGACCUGCAUCCACGGAGCAUCGUCUCGCGCUUCCUAGAGUGGCGACGUCGCUACCCUGACGAGUACUCCCAGGUUUGGGGCGGGCUUUCCGUCGCCCAGAUCUGGGAGUUUUACGCUCGACUCGAGCUCAUCCCCUGGUCGCCCUUCCAUCGAUCCAACGGUCCGUGGCGAGGGGGACCCAGCGCCAUUGCGCAUUUUGGCUGGUUCACCGGUGCUUCGGACUACUCGUCUCGCGCUGACGCUGCUCCAGCGGCCGGGGGGGAUGACGAAGUGCUCGCUUCGCUCGUCGCCAACGUUCUCGUUUCGCGGCUUGUUGAGGUUGCGAGUAAAGGCGGGUUCUCGCCGUGGUCAAGUCGGCAGACGGCGGAGGCGGUGGACGCGGUGGAUCUGGUACAGACCGUGCUGGGGGAGGAGCACGCGAGGUGUGUGAGUCUGGUCGAUACGUUUCUCGACGUGUUUCGGGCUCAGAUUGCGAGGUUGCGAGCGGCGAUCCAGUCGCCGAUGACACAAGUACAGACGACCGGUGCGGAGGCAGAGACAGCGAGACAGGAGGUUGUGGGCCAUUUGGUGCAGGGACUGUUGGGGAACUUGAUCCGCUGGCCUCGCGUUCUCCGUCUUUCAACGGUUGAAGGUGGGCCCAUGGCGGUGUUGAGUAAGACGUUCGUAGGACUGGUGGACAGUCUUGUGGUGGAAGUCAUUGAGCCUUUGGUGGCAGAUUCAGCGCGGGCGUCGCUGCGACAGGUGUUCGAGGUCGUACCGGCGAGCAUUGUGGCGAGGUCGGAAAAGCUGACUCUGCUUUCACAACGGCCGUAG